AACUCGGUUAAAAUCAAAAUCAUUUCUGGCCUCUGUCUGCAAAUGUUAUUGUUUUGAUUUAAUAAAGGGAUUCUUAUAAUUAGCAAAUUGUCUUAAAAUAGAGCAAUAGAAUGUCUAAUUUUAUAAUAUUUUUUAGGCAGUAGACACGCGAGAAAAUGUCUGGGUCAGUAAGCACAUUAGAAAGAAUAAAGAGGUCUAAUGAAGUGCAGACCAGCUUCUUGCUUUCAAAUAAAGCAGAAGGUACUGAAAGCUCCGUUGGUGAUAAUGAAUCAUGGGAUUCUGUCUACAAGCCAACUACUGUUGCAAUGAAGUAUGAAAGUAAUCCAGGCUUUGGCAGAUAUGUCCAUUCACUUAAACAUCUGUUGCCUGUUCGCAUCAAGACAGGACCUGGGAGCUAUAUGCCUGUUGACAUGACUGGAUGUUUUGCCUUUACUUUUUUUUCUUGGCUUACUCCAUUGGUAUGGCGAACAUUUCGUAAAGGCUUGGCUCUUAAUGACUUGUAUCAUUGUUCACCUUUUGAUAGUUGUCAAGUGAAUGGUGCUAGAUUUUCAACAAUUUGGAAUCGAGAAAUAAAAGAGCGCGGGUUACAAAAAGCUUCUCUUUAUCAUGCACUCUUUUGCUUCAUGAGGACACGUUACCUUAUAUGUUGUUUCAUAUACCUUCUUUGCGUUGCAUGUGGCUUCAUUGGUCCAGUUAUCUUUAUGAAGCUUCUUCUGGAAUAUAUACAGACUCCAGGUGAAGAAGAAAUAAUGGGCAUUACUUGGAUGCUUGGCCUUUUGUUAUGUGAAAUUGUCAGAAUUAUGUGUUAUGCAUUAAUGUAUGCAAUCAAUAUACGAACUGCCAUACGAGCUUCGUCUGCUGUGAAAGCAUUGCUUUAUAAGAAGAUAACUAGUGUACGCUGCAUAUCCAAUGUUUCAACUGGGCAGUUAAUCAACUUGUUUUCAAAUGACUGUCGAAAAGUAUUUAUGUUUGUGAACAGCAUCCCUUUGGUUAUUGGUGGUCCAUUUGUUAUCGUUGGAGCACUAAUUUAUUCCUGGUAUCUUCUGGGACCAUUUUCCUUCAUAGGUGUUGCUGUGUUCUGUAUUAUGUAUUUUUUGCAGUUUGGACUGUCUUAUGUUUCUGCUAAGUACAGAAAGAAGACUGCAAAAAUUACAGAUGAAAGAGUAUCUCUUAUGUCUGAAUUCUUAACAAAUGUAAAGCAAAUCAAGUUGUAUUCAUGGGAAAAAUUUCUAAUGAAAAAUAUUCAAGAUGAAAGAUUGAAAGAAAAAAAUCUUAUCCAAAAAUUCCAGUACAUACAUUCAAUUUCUUCAUGUACCGCAUCAUUAACAUCUACAAUUGCUACAAUUUUAACACUUCUAUGUUACACACUUUCUGGCUUUGAUUUAACUCCUGCCGAGGCAUUUACACUUGUUAUCAUCAAUUCUAUUGCUGGCCAUGGAAUUCGUACUUUACCAAUGUGUGUAAAAGACAUUGUAAAUGGGACUGUUGCAAUAUCAAGACUGCAGAUUUUGUUACGACUUGAAGAGAAAGAAAAUUAUACUGUUGUUCCCAAUCGGUUAGAUAUCUGUGUUAACAUGUCUAAAGCAACUUUAGAUUGGGAUCCAGUUGUUCCUUUUGCACUGAAUCAAUGUUCAAAAUCUGCAAAUGAGGAAAUUCAUACCUCAAUUUUAGAAAGUGAAAAAAGUAUUCCUGAUGAAAUUGGCCCAAAUACUGCAUUAGUGAAUACUUUACAAUCAGAAACUGGUCUACCUCCAGCAUUAACUGAUGUAACUUUUACUUUACAGAGGGGAAACCUUGUUGGAAUUUGUGGUACAUUUGGAAGUGGAAAAUCAUCCCUUUUUGCUGCUCUUUUAGGUCAGAUGAGAUUAUUGAAAGGUCAAGUUGCAGUCAGAGGAUCUGUUGCAUAUGUCCCACAACAACCAUGGAUCCUAAAUGCAACCUUACGAGAGAAUGUCCUGUUUGGCAAUCUGUUUAGCUCAAAGAGGUAUUAUGAAUCUGUUUAUUGCUGUGGAUUACCAGAUGAUAUUGCUGCACUACCUGGUGGUGAUCAAACUGAAUUAGGUGAACGUGGUGUCACUCUCAGUGGUGGUCAAAAGCAAAGAAUUUGUCUAGCAAGGGCACAAUAUGCUGACAAAGAUUUAUAUCUUUUAGAUGAUCCUUUAUCUGCAGUUGACACUCAAGUAGGACUCCAUAUUUUUCAACAUUGCAUUAAAGGUGCCCUGAAGGAAAAAAGCGUUUUACUAAUUACACAUGAAUUAAAAUAUCUUUCUGAGUGUGAUUCUGUUUUGUUUAUGAAAGAUGGUACAAUUGUUGACCAAGGUACUCAUACUGAUCUUAUAAACAAAGAUUCAGAAUAUGCUGCUUUUAUUCAGUUACAUGUUAAGGACAAUGGUUCAAAAGAGGAUAUCAUGAAUGUGUACAAAUUGUCAGCAGAUGAGCCUCCUGAAGCUAUUAAACGCAGAAGUCCAAGUUUAUCUACGACUUUAAGCUCUAAGUCAGAAUUUGAUGAACCUGAAGUAAAUGAUGGACAUUUGACAGAAGAUGAAAAGGUUUUAUCUGGUACCAUUUCCUGCCACACAUACAUGGGAUAUAUUUAUGCUGCGGGCGGCCUCAUAAUUUGCUGCUUAGUUUUAAUAUGGUUCUUAAUUCAUGCUGCUUCUGCUGCAUUUAGUAAAUACUGGCUGAGUCAUUGGCUUUCUCGAGGAGAUGGGAAUAGAACUUUUCGUUCAACUAUUGAUGAUGAUGAUGUGCACCAAAUCUCAAGUAAUUUUUUGCCAAGUAUUUCUCAGAAUCCUGACUUAGAGUUUUAUCAGCUGGUUUAUGGCCUUUCAGUUGUUGCUAUUCUGAUUUUUAGCCUCAUUCUUGGAUAUUUGUUUACUAAGAUGUCUAUGCGAGCUUCAAAAACUUUACAUGAUAAACUGCUUCAAAAAGUGUUUCACAGCCCAAUGCAUUUUUUCGAUACUACUCCUGUUGGUCGCAUUUUAAAUAUGUUUACACAUGAUAUUGAUGAAGUUGAUACUACCUUGCCUUCGCUGAUGACUUCCUAUUUACAUCGAGCCUGUGCUGUGAUAUUUGCUUUGCUUCUUGUUGUAGUUGUAUAUCAUUGGUUUGUUAUUCCUUUACUAUUAUUGGGUGUCCUCUUCAUUUUUCUGCAAAAACUGUUCAGAUUAACUAUGCAAGAUUUAAAACGAUUUGAAAACGUUACAAGGUCACCAAUAUUUAGUCAUGUGGCAGCUACCGUUCAAGGUUUGCCUGUUAUACGAGCUUUUCAGAAACAAGAAGAUUUUUUUGACAGGUUCACUUAUCUAGUUGAUCAACACACUUCACCACAAUAUUUAUAUUAUUGCUCAAUGCGAUGGCUUGGAACCCGAAUGGAUGUUUUAGGACUCUUCAUUACAUUAAUAGCUACAUUAUUCGUGAUAUUUUUACGAGAUCAAGUCAAUCCUGCUUUUGCCGCACUUGCUCUUGUUCUAGUUUUACAGUUAAGUAGCAUGUAUCAACUAGUCAUCAGACUUGGUUGUGAUGUAGAGACCAGAUUUACUUCUGUUGAGAGAAUACAGUGCUAUUCAGAGGAGCUUGAAGUUGAAGCACCUGCCAUAAUUGAGAAAACAAGUCCAUCCCCAGCCUGGCCAACAAGAGGAAAAAUCAGUUUUAUUGAUGUCAAAAUGCGUUAUAGACCGAGUUUACCUCUCGCUCUGAAAGGAUUGACUUUUGAAAUUGAGCAUCAAGAAAAAAUUGGAAUUGUUGGACGAACAGGAUCAGGAAAAUCUUCACUUGGUGCUGCACUCUUUAGACUGGUUGAAUUAUCAUCUGGUAGUAUCAUAAUAGAUGGAGUUAAUAUUAAAGACCUUGGUCUCGAAGAUCUCAGAUCCAGGAUGUCUGUAAUUCCUCAGGAUCCAGUUUUACUUCGUGGAACAAUCAGAUAUAACCUUGACCCCCAAAAUGAAUUUGAAGAAGAAAUUCUUUGGAAAGUUCUUGCUGAAGCAGACAUGAAAACAAAAAUAUCUUCAUUAGAAGGGGGACUUGAUGCUCCUGUUGUUGAAAAUGGAAAUAAUUUUUCUGUUGGGGAGAAGCAAUUGCUCUGUAUGGCCAGAGCAUUGUUAUAUGAAAGCAAAAUUAUUUUAUUGGAUGAAGCAACUGCUAGUGUUGAUGGUGAAACUGAUAGAUUCAUACAAAAUGCCAUUCAUCAAGUAUUUCAAAAUUCUACGGUGCUCAUAAUUGCUCAUCGCUUGUCAACUGUGGCACGUUGUGAUCGAGUUAUGGUGUUGUCUGAAGGGAAAAUAAUUGAAUUUGAUCAACCAACACUUUUGUUAUCAAAUCCAAAUAGUCUUUUCUCAAACCUUAUGUCAACUCGCUCAACAUCCAUUCGCAUGUAAGUCUGCAUUUUUCUUUUAGAAGGCAAGAUUGCUUUUAUACAGAAAUGUUUAACUACACUCACAUGUUCCUGUUAGAAGCACUAUUUUUGUAAGAAUGAAGUAUGUACUCAAAUUCUGACAUUGUGAAAGUGAAUUUUUAAACUGUCAUGUGCAUUUUUUAGUUAAAUUUAUGCUAAGACUUAGAGGAGACUGGCCAAUAAAAUGUUAUUAGGUUUAUUAGACUUUUAUUUUAUUUUCAUGACAUGAUAUCAGUAAAAUGAAGACUGAAACGACAGCCACUUUUUUCAUUAUUUGCCAAAAACUAAUACCUAAAGAAAUUCCUAUUUCGUAAAUGUGUUUCCAUUUGUACUAGAAAUAAUGAUGUGUAAAACAUGAAUAAAAUGAGUAACCAAGUUGAUAACAAGUCACGAAAUAUGUGCUGCAAAUAGCUAUUUCAGAUUUUUGUUUUACUUUUGUUUCUUAUUCAUUAAUAUUUUCAUUUAUAAUCAUCAUUUUUAUAACAUUAUUUUAAAAAUGCAUCAUGAGUUUUUAAAAUAACUCUUUAAAUUAUGUAUUAUUACAUGAAAAAAAAAUGCUCAAAAGCAAUUUCAGCCAAAUUUAUUCUAAAAUUUUUAUGUGAUUGGAUAUAAUUGUGGCCUUUGUGUUAAUCGCCUGUGAUUUAAUUUUGAGCUCAGCAUGUGAAACUUGCUUUCCUUUGUGUGAAUGUUUGUUUCCUUAUUAUUAUUGCUUUAAAUAUUUCAUAAUUUUGAAUAUUUUGUUGAAUAUUUAAAUUUUUAGUUUAUAAAAAGAAAAUUGCAUUAUUUUGUUGAUAUGAAUCUUAUUAAUAUAGAAUACUUUUAACUCAAGUUAAAUUUGUGAAUAAUAUCAUGACAUAAGUUCAUCAUUCUUUCAUAUUUAAGUGUGAGUGUUAUGACAAUGAUUUUUUUUUUUUGCAAAUAAUUCAUAAAUUUAUGUCUGUUGCUUCAUUAAGUUUUUGAAUGACUAACUGCAUUUCCAAUGUGUUAGCAGUAUUUGAGAUUUCAAUUGUAAAUGAAUAAACAUGAUUGCUUAAUUGCAAUCAGCAUUUUUAUUUGCUUCAUAUAUGUAUAUAAGGUGUGAAUUUGUAAAUUUUCCAGUCCUGGAACAUCAAUGAGAAAUAGCUAAAUUCUGAGUCAUAACCAAUUUUCUGUACAUGGGGAAUUCGGUUUUCCUGGUUUUCCAGAACAGCAGUACUGGAAUGGUGUUCUGGUAUGUUUUGGCUUCAAAUCACGUCUCAUACAGUCGAACUUGCUUACGCUGUGUGUGAAGAGAUCACAAUGUGGACUCGUUAUAACUGAAUGUCUGUAAAAAAAGGGGCUUGUGAAUCAAAUUGUAAAAAUUCAUACAUGCAGUACAACCUCAUUUAUCUGGACUAACUGACCAAAAACAAUCCAGAUAGUUUAAAAUCCAUAUAGCAUGGGUAAUAAGCAAAGCAAAUCCUUGCUUAUCAUUCAUUACAAAAAAAAAAACAUAAUUUUCAAGUAAAUUUUUCGUAGAAAAGACAUAAAAAAUACCAAAUUUUUUUUUAAAAAAAGCACUGUGAAUAUAACACUUUGUCAUUUAUUAUAGUUUAGCUGCAGUGGUGUUUGUUAGAUUUUAAUUUACUAUGUAGGGGACUAUCUAUGUAGGGGCUGUACAUACUGUCGGCCCCGCUCAAUCGAAUAUCGUCGGUUUCAAGAAGUAUUAUUCCAUAAAGUGGGGAAAUUUUCUUUACCUUUCUUAAUUGACAACAUUUGUCUUAAAAUGUAAUAAUUAUAAAUCAAUAGCUUUAGGAAAUACCUAAUGAUAUUUGUAAAAAGUUUUAGAAAUAAGCUAAGUAAACAACAAAGCAGUUAACUAAUUUAUUCAUAUAUUAUGGCACGUAUGAAGAUUAUAAAAAAGUAACUUUCAGCUUGAGUUAUGAAAUGUUUGUCUUAGCACCUUAUUUCAGUACAAUGUUUUUUGAAAAAAAAUUC
This is a messenger RNA of Uloborus diversus, 6349 nucleotides long. Its product is annotated as ATP-binding cassette sub-family C member 5-like. The transcript is spliced from 30 exons. Gene Ontology annotation, molecular function: ATP hydrolysis activity; ATP binding; ABC-type transporter activity. The coding region runs from base 156 to 4376 and encodes 1406 amino acids. The record is from RefSeq and is a predicted model, not a curated record. NCBI's taxonomy places the organism in Eukaryota, Metazoa, Arthropoda, Arachnida, Araneae, Uloboridae. Gene Ontology annotation, cellular component: membrane. Gene Ontology annotation, biological process: transmembrane transport.